UUUCUGUGAAGUUCCUCUGCUAUCCGGUACUUCAGCGUAAGAUCAGAUGACUCACACAGUUACUUUCAGUUUAGUUAGCUCAGCAGAGUCAAAGCGAAGAGUAUUCAAGACUGCAAAGGCUUGAGGAAUAAGAAGAAGAAGAGCACAUCUGAGAAGAAGGAUUUUGGAUCAAGCACUCCAAUGGCUUCCAUGCUAUCCAUGCAGAUCCAGUGUCCAGUGUGUCUGAACACUUUAAGGGAUCCGGUGUGUCUUCCAUGCGAACACUCCUACUGUCGGGUUUGCCUCACCCGUCACUUGGCCGUGAGUGCUGAUGAAAGCACCUGUCCAGAGUGCCGGACUCCCUUCAGCAGGGCUGAUAUUAGGGUCAACCGAACAUUGAGGAACAUUGUUGAUGCUGCCAGAGUCCAUCUGGAGGAGCACAAAGCCCUCAGAGACAGAGCAAUGACCAUUCUGACCGGACAAACCCAGAACGCCACAGACAAAUGUCCCGACCACAUGGAGACGCUCAGGCUAUACUGUGAGACGGAUCAGAAACCUAUCUGUGUGGUCUGCAGAGAUGACCGAAGACAUCAGGGGCACAGGGUCAAAACCCUGAAAGAUGCGCUCCAGGCCAAAAAGGAGAAGGCAGCUGAGAAGUUGGAAACUUUGUUCACUGAAAACGAGAAGCUGGUUGAGUUGAUUGGCGACCAGGUUGACGAGAUAUUAAAAACAAGGGAGAGGUUGAAGGCGCUGACAGACCAGAUUACCGAGCAGUUUGCACAAAUGUGCCAGUUUCUGAAAGAUAAAGAGGUGGAGAUAAAGGCACUGCUGGAGGAGGAGGAGGAUAAGCUUUUACGGGUUAUGGAGGUAAAUUUGUUUAGGAUGGAGGAAAUGUUGACAGAAGUGAGAGUGAAUCAAGGACUUCUAAUGUCGGCCCUGGAGACGGACCAACCCUCCCAGUUCCUGCAGUGGUGGGCCGAGAGUGGACAGUCUCUUGUUGGGGAAACUGCAGCAGCAGGAAGAAUAUGGUCACCAGCGGAGGAUGUCAGUGUUACGUGUGACUCACUGUUUCUCGGCCCUUAUGAGACUCACCUGCAGUUCUUUGUGUGGAAAGAGAUGCUCACCUCCAUCCAACCAGUGCCUCAUCACCACGCUAUGGAGACCAAAGGCGAUCAAAAUGUGAAAGUUACUCCCAGUGGGCUGAGCGUCCAGUGCAAGAAGGGCUCGGUGAAGAAGAACAAGCACGGCUUACCAUGGCUGAAGACGGAGUCGUCGUUCAGGACGGGGCAGUACUACUGGGAAGUGGAGGUGGGGCAGAAGCUGGACUGGGAGAUCGGGGUCUGUGGCUGUGAAUCAGAUAAAGCCAGCAAAGACACAAUGCUGUGCUUCAACUCGGACUUCAGCUACCACAUCCAGCAGUCCGGACGUUUGGACAAAAGGCCAAUGCGUAUUUUAACGCGCCCUAGAAAGAUAGGCGUGUAUCUGGACUGCGAGAGGAAGCAGGUUUCCUUUUACAACGCUGACAGUAUGACUCUCAUCGAGACAGCAAUGUUGUCGAGGUCAUUUCCCUUUUCUCUCUGCGUCUCUCCCGGGCAGUACCUGAACGGAAAGAACAGCGACCCACUCACAGUUUGUUGGUACUGAGACCAAUACAUCUCGCAGCACUUUAGCUAGAACGCUUAUGAUGGAGCUUAUAGUAAUUUUUAAAUGUAAUCACUGGUUACAUUUUGUGUUGAAAUGUGUUCUGUGUGUCUACACUCUUAAAA
Messenger RNA from Pygocentrus nattereri (red-bellied piranha), 1745 nucleotides. Its product is annotated as zinc-binding protein A33-like. The transcript is spliced from 6 exons. The record is from RefSeq and is a predicted model, not a curated record. NCBI's taxonomy places the organism in Eukaryota, Metazoa, Chordata, Actinopteri, Characiformes, Serrasalmidae. Gene Ontology annotation, molecular function: zinc ion binding; protein binding. The coding region runs from base 181 to 1623 and encodes 480 amino acids.